CAUAUAUAUAAGGUUUAUAUGAUAGCUAAAUAAGACCACAUAUUUUCCCACUGGUUCUAUGCCCACUACUGUUAUAACAACGACUUUUUUUUAUAUGUUGAAAGUAUACUGAAAGAUGAAACCAUAGUUGUUGCUAUUGGUGAAAACAAGGACAUUUGUGAAGUUUGUCUUUAUAAACAAGGAGGGAUAUUUUGUCAAUAUCAAACUUCAAAAAAUCACUAAACAGAGAAAUGGAAGAGAAGAGAGCUUUGUUAAAGUUAAAACCCUUCAAAUUAUGCUUUUUUUUUUUUCUCGCGCAAACUCCCAACUAUUUUAUUAUUUAAUAUUUUUAGAAAAUUUUACGGACUCGGAUAUCCAAAAACAACGGAUCCGGAUACUUUCAAGGUUCAACACCCAAGCAUUGUAACAAACGGAAGAACAAGCUAGGGUUCUAAAAGUUAAAACUAUGGAGCCAUCAAGGAUGAGAAAAAUCCAGAGAACAACACAAUCUUCAGAUGAUAAUGAUAGAUCUCAAAGAGAGCAUAUUCCUCUCGAUUUAAUCGUGGAGAUAUUCUCAAGACUGCCAUCAAAAUCGAUUGUGAGAUUUAGGUCCGUUUCUAAGCUCUGGUCUUCAACCACCACCACUCCAUAUUUCACCAGCUCUGUCGUGACACGGUCCUUGUCAUCGCGGCCUUGUGUUCUGCUAAACUUCAGAAAAGACGACAAGCUGUUCUGUUUUGCGUCUCCAGUACACCAGAAGAAGACUUGUCCUAGAGUGGAGAAUUUUCAAUUUACAAUCCCCAAUAAUGGUAAACUUCAACGUUAUGAAUCCGUCCACGGCUUGAUUUACUUGGAAACUUCUACAAAUGUCAUGUUUAUUAGAAACCCUAUCAUGAAAACCUUCUACACGUUACCGAAACUUGAUAGCAACGAAGGCAGACCCCUAACGGGAUUUUUGGGAUAUGAUCCGAUCAACGGUAAGUACAAAGUACUAUGCAUACUUAAAGAGAGAAACAAGAUUGGGAUUCUUACAUUGGGAGCACAAGAAUCAUGGAGAAUAUUAACUAAAGGCUUCCUUAGUCAUUACAAAGUGACAGGUUGUGCAAAAUGCAUUGAUGGAGUCAUCUACUAUGAAGGUUCUUUUGGUGAUGGUUUAAGACAAGAGCUUGCCAUAAUGAGUUUUGAUCUAAGAUCUGAAAAGUUCAGUUUGAUUAAACAUCCGAAGAAAAAUAGCAUAGCUACAUUUUGGUCAUGUUAUGAGGGGAGAUUAGCUUUGGUAAGUUCCAUUGCUUCUGGAGUUGAAUUAUGGAUUUUGGAGGAUGCUGAGAAUCACAAACAAUGGAUAUCUAAACAAUUUCCUUCACAUCGUGAAUUCAUCAAAGGGAGAUGGAAGUUGAAGGGUGUUACUCAUACUGGUGAAUUCAUUUACACAUCUUAUAGAUCUUAUUUACUUACGGUUUCAGAAAGGAUUUUAUAUCAUUGGUUCCGUAUUUUGUAUGUUGAUCCGAAGAGAAACAGUAUGAGGGUAGUUAUGUAUGGAGGAAUUGCCGUUGACGAUAUUAGGCGACUUGAUGAAGUUGGAUCUGAUCUUAUGAAAGGCUUGACUGUCAUACCAAGUCACAUUGAGAUUUGAGGGUCUGAUCACCAUGUUGUUGUAAGAGUUUUCUUCAUUUUUCUUUUGUUCAAGUUAUGCAAAUUUUGUUAAGAGUUUUUCUUUUAAUUACUGACUCACUGAAUCCAAUUGAGGGAUUUUGUCAUGAUAUAAUAAAUUCCUUAAAAUAUCGUGGUAGUGAAGUAAUACCUGACUCUGA
This is a messenger RNA of Arabidopsis lyrata subsp. lyrata, 1790 nucleotides long. Its product is annotated as putative F-box protein At4g09190. Gene Ontology annotation, molecular function: protein binding. Lineage: Eukaryota; Viridiplantae; Streptophyta; Magnoliopsida; Brassicales; Brassicaceae. The coding region runs from base 446 to 1612 and encodes 388 amino acids. The record is from RefSeq and is a predicted model, not a curated record. The transcript has a single exon.